Molecule: messenger RNA, 543 nt
Organism: Enterobius vermicularis (human pinworm)
Lineage: Eukaryota; Metazoa; Nematoda; Chromadorea; Rhabditida; Oxyuridae
Source: the annotation of a GenBank genome assembly
AUGGAUAGUCUCGACGCAAACCCUAAUUAUUUACUAAUCGCUUGUCGUUUGUUCAACCUUGUCGGGAUCACUGUUAUUAUCGCUAACAGUGUAGUUUUAGUUGUGAUUAACACCAGUCGAGAUCUUCGCAGCAGAAUGUGCUUAUAUAGUUUUAUGAGUGUGGGAGAGCUGUUAAUUGGUUCUGGAUAUGUUUUGCACGGUACCGGUGUUGAGCUACUCUUAUACAAAAAUCAGUAUUUUGAAAAAAUAACUGCUGCGCAGUGCUUAAAAACAAAGCCUUGGCCGUUACUGCAGAUUAUAGCAGGUCAGUUAACUGCUUGGACAAAGCUGGCAAUUGCCAUCGAGUGCUUCAUUGCUGUAACUUUUCCAGUAAAGUAUAACAUUUACUGGCGAUUACAUUAUAAAGUUAUGCUUGGAAUGCUUGGUUUUAUCUACAGCUUGGUGGAAAAUUCAGCUAUACCAGUGGAGAUAGAAAAAGUGGGCGUUUUGUGCAAAUUACUGCUUCAGAAAUUACAAUUUUCUGUUGCAUUAGACGUGACAUAG